GUCCACCACUAAGCUAGCUUAGUAAAACAGAAAUCGGACGGAGGUAAACAAGUUCACGGCCUCGCGUAUACCUGUGACUACCAUUUCUACCUGUUUAGUUGAGCAAGAGAUGUGUGGAUAGGCGUGCCCACAAAAACAAUGCAUCGAAACGCGUGUUUUAUAUCAAUUUUCAUCUUAUUUUACGUUGGACAAUUAAAUGCUGACUGCACGUUACCUUUUAUCGUACGAGGCUCGUGGUUUUCAUGGGAAAAUGGACAAAACACACUCACAGUUAUUGAUGCAAAUAGUAUGAGCCACAGAGGAUUCUGUGUGACAAUCAAAGAUGACUACAAAGUAAACUAUACAGUUGUAUUCAAGAAUAACAAAUGUUAUACAUGUGUUAAGUUCCUGAUUAGGACUGUGAAUGUUGUUGAGAAAAUUGAGACAUCAUGUCUGAGUUUGCCAUAUGGACAAGAGCCAUCAAUUGAGAAUGUCUGCAGAGAAUUACAUGCUGACCAACAGUUGAUUACAUUUUUUGCUGAAACUCCAGUAGCUGUGAAUUGUCGUUCCGCACUUGAAGGUGUUUGGCAAUUCACCUAUCAAAAUCGGUUCAAAUUUACAGGAGAAUGUAAUCACCCAGAUGCACAAAUAAAAUCAUGUCAGAUUGCUGGAUCUCAGUUUCCUAUUGCCAAUCAAAAAUUUAAUAUCACUUAUAAAAAGUGUGAGGGUAUGACCGGAACUUUUGAUGGUGUUGUGGAAUACAGUUGUUUGGGCGAUUGGUUUGUACAAAAGAAUCAUUAUUUUGCGGUGGUCAACACAAAAGAGUCUCGAAAAGACGAGAAAUACAGAUGUUUCUUGAAAAAUCGUGAUGAUGAUCUCUACAUUGGCGCAUCUAUCACAGCUGAGUGUAAUACAUUGAAAACUGUUGAGAAAUCUCCGGAGAGAUUAAGAAUUACUCCAGUUAAAAGAGAAGUGGUAGAACCAAGUUGUCGCCUCCCGCAGAAUUUCACUGGUCGAUGGAUCAACACUGCUAAUAUUGACGCAGAUAUUUACAUCAAUGAAACACAUAUUCUUGAAACAUGGUACCCUGAUGAAGGAAGGUACAGAACGCAUACUUAUGUGUGUAGAGAGAAGCGUGAUACUAGAGUGAUGAUGGCUCGUCUCACAGUCGAUGGAUGUCAGAAAGAUUAUGUCUGUUUUGAUUUUGUACCGCAGCAUCACAAUGUUAUUAGAUACAGACGUGGUAUUGCCGUAAUUAAGGAUGAUUUCUCCACCGUAUGCUCGUGGGUACAAUUUCCUAAUAAGGAAAAAUGGAAGUAUGAUUUAUAUUUGGCUAAACAUCCUGUUGCGGUGAAAUGCCCAGUUGCAGGAAAGUUUAACUUUACACAAAAGGGAGAUAUUCCAUUUGAGACACGUAUUCUUGGUGGUGUCACACUGAGUCCACGUCCAAAUACUUAUUGUAAACAAAAUAUCUCUGAUUUUUCUGUUUGCGAUACCGAUCAGAAGGAAAUUGCUAUCGAUGAAACUUAUUGCCUCUCCGUGGACCAUCUCGGCAGACCUGUGGAUAUUUACAGUGACCCUGAUUAUAAAAUGAAAUGCAUUGGUUUCUGGAAGGAGAAUCUUAAAUCGUACCUGAUUACCUACGAUGAACUGGAUCCUUUCUCGAAAUAUCGCUGUUGGGUAUAUCAACGUGCGGAUUUGAAUAAAGUUCUUAUGUCGCAAGCGAUCGGACCAUUCUGCGAUAUGAAUCAGGAUGUCUUCUCUUCGAACUUCACCGAAGGCGCUGCAGUCGCCAUUGAGAUGCAGGAAUAUGAAAGAGAACGUGAUCAGUGUCCAAUGCACUUUGACGAUGGAGCCAAUCCUUGGCUGGAUACUGAAAAUGUCAUACAAGUAUUUAACUUUGGUUAAAUAUUGGCCCGCAUUUAUUUGCAUUUAUUGAAAGGAAAUGCUUUCUUUUCGAAUCUUAAUUUUUUAAUACUUUUUCUACAACUAGAAUAUGGUAAGACACUUUGUGAGCAGCUGAACAAUUUUAGAUUUUACUAAGGGAUACGCACCUCGAGGAAUGUUCCAAGUGUUUUGAAUCUCAAUCUGUUAGUUUUUUUUUAACUUGUACUUUUUAUUACUUUUACAACAUGAGUUUAAUGUGUACAAUUUAUGAUUAAUUAAUUAUGUCUUUGUUCAUCAUCUAUGUACCUGUUUACCUUCUGAAAACAAAAUAUUACUAAGAUGAAACAACGGAUAA
This is a messenger RNA of Dalotia coriaria, 2221 nucleotides long. RefSeq names its product protein undicht (gene udt). Bases 139 to 1887 code for a protein of 582 amino acids. The transcript has 6 exons. The record is from RefSeq and is a predicted model, not a curated record. Gene Ontology annotation, biological process: wound healing. Lineage: Eukaryota; Metazoa; Arthropoda; Insecta; Coleoptera; Staphylinidae.